GCUCAUACAUCUCACUACCACACCCUCUGCUCUUGCACCUCACUACUACAAGCCCAGUCCCGGGAUGCAUGGCCCCGCCCACUUCCCGGGAGCAGCAGCGCCUCCUCCCCACCCUCACCCUGUUCCCAGGUCGGACUCCGAGUGACGUCUGCUCGCGGCCAGUGAUCUUUGUUGGAGCAGCCAGGUGAGAGACGGGAGCGCAGUGAGCUCACACAUACAGCACUGCAGCAGCAUGUUACCCUCCGUGCUGAGAAGGUGGCUGAAUAGACCAAAGAAAUCAGAUCCACGGCUGCUGGCAAAGUUCUUUUACAUUGAUGAAGAGGUGAGCGCAGUUGUGCAUGAGUUACAAUGCCUGGAUGUGCAAAAGGAUCCACAGAAUUAUUUGGUGCUGCUCAGUCAGUUGCACAACAGCCAGGAUCGCAUGCUGUCUCUAUUGGAACAGAUUCUGGAACAGUGUGUACCUAAGAAAAGGAGGCAGAGGGACUACCAUCUUAAAUUCCCUGAUGAUGUUGUGAAUGAUACCAUGACCACUCACCUGUUAUUUGCUGCAGAGCUUAUGGUAGGUGGCACAUAUGUUGAAGUGGAGGAGACAGAUGGCGUUUUACUUCGACCUCUGGCACAAAAGCUACUGCAUAGCCUGGAAGACUUGCGGCGAGUGCUGAGGGAACAAAGCCUCGAGGAUCCCGGCAUAUAUCCAGAAACCGCCCACAAGGCGCUGCUAGAGUAUGAUGACCUUUGUGCGGAGUUUGAGCUAAGGUAUAUGACAUUAGUGGCCAAUGUGAAGACUCCAGAGGAAAUCUAUGAGCAGCAAGAGGUGGCAGUCCUUUUCUGUGAGACUGUUUCCAGAGCCUUGCAGCGAGGAUACCUCACACAGGAAAUGAUUGACGACUGUGAGCCAGAGCUGAUGAUUUCCAUCCCACGCUUGGCAAUUAUCAGUGGUCUGCUCAUUUUUCCUGAUGGACCCCUUAAUCUGGAGAGAAGACCAGAGGAAAUGUGUGAACUCUUCAGUCCAUUUUAUGGCUUGCUGAAAAAAAUACGGGAGCUCCUCCGCAUACUGACAAAGAAUGAGCUAUUUUCCCUGGAGAGAGCACUGUGCUCUGCUUCCUCCGUAGACCCUUCUGUACACCUAUCAUCAUGUCUGCCUAUCUCUACGGAUACCAGUUCCAUGUCCUGUGGUGGACAAACUCUACAUCGCGAGACCUCCGCUCCUAGGGAACAGAGUUCCCAAAGUACAGUUGCUGCAAACUCUAUACAAGAAUGUACUGAUGCUUUUAGUCCUGCAAUAUUUGGCACAGACUUUACUUCUUGUCCACGUGUGCAGGACACCUCUGGGAGCCAGGGAGACAAUGUGCCAGCUAGCUCUGAAGAUGAACACUUUCUAAACCAGGAUGUGAAAUCACAGAAUGAUACAAGGAAACCAACAGAAAUACUCCGGAAUAUGCACACCAGGUACACCAUUAGGCGUUCAAAGUUCCAAGAAGUGCGAUCCCGGUACCGCAGUGAUAAUGAUAUGCUGCAUCGGCUCUUUGUAUGCAUCGCUGGCGUUGCUGACCAACUGCAGACUAACUUUGCAAGUGACUUGCGUGUCAUUCUGAAAACUGUAUUUGAAGCUGUGAGCUCCAGGCAACAAGAGGAAACAGAAAGAGCUGCUGAAAAUUUUCUCCGUUUACCCGAUUGUUUACUUUGUCAGAACCAAGAACAUCAGAUCAAAGCAGUUGAUGUGACCCCAGCAUGGGUACCUGAUAGUGCCAGUUCUCUAUGCAUGAGCUGCUGUGCGCCAUUUACUCUUUUACGAAGGCGGCAUCACUGUCGUAGCUGUGGAAAGAUCUUUUGUUCCAGGUGUUCCAGCUACACAACCUCUGUGCCUCAUGUUCAUAACUCCCAGCCUGUUCGAGUAUGUUCUCAUUGCUUUCAUGUGCACUGCAGUCCUCAAGAUCAAGCUAAAGAGCAGACUGCCAGCCACCUGCCUUGAAAUCACCAGGAAGAAAGUGCAAUAAAGUGGUUGUAAAAGACAUUUCAUUAUUCCCACCACUAUCCUGUCAAAGUGCCAACUCUGCUGGCACCAUGUGACCAGUGACUUUCACAUAGAUCUAUGUGGUGGACCCCAAUUGCUCAUAUAAUGCUGCUACAUCCAGGCUCGGGCACACUAUAGAAAGUGGUUUGUUUAAAAGUGGACAGGCAACAGCCUGUUUCUGGUAGAUCAAACUUAUAAUAGUGUUCUACGUAGGCUGCUCAUUUUUAUAAAAACGUUGAGGCCCCACAGCCUAGCUGGUUUACUUUCAGAAGAGUAAAAUCCUUUUUUACAGACCCGUUAUGGCAGGAUUCUCCAUAGUGGUAUUAUGCUUACAAGUAAACCACUUGGUAAUACUAUGUAGUAACAAGUUUUCAAAAAACUUUUAGAAUUUUUAUAUUUUUUAUUGAAAGAGUGUAUUACGGUAUCUUUUUGGCUGUAGAUGCAUGGCACUUUUGUGCUGUAUGGUGUAUUUCCCCCACCCCAUCCCCAUUAGUAUCAGGAAUAAAUGUAUACAGGAUCCCACACAGAUUUGUUGGGAUGAGACAAAGAAGCAAAGAAUGUUUGCAAAUAUUAAAAAUAUGGUCCUGAAAUGGAUAAUUAUCUGUUAUCUACCAAUCAUCUGAAUUGUAAGGUACCAAGCAACCCAUGUACCCUACACAUUACGCCUGAAUAGGAUGGAACUGGUCCGUUAGCUGUCAGAUUCCUAGGCAUUAAUAGAUCUACAAAUAUGGGAAGAAGGUAGAUACUUCCCAUAGGUGCCACUCCACCAACACGCAUUGGAGUUGCUAAAUACCAAGAAAUUGUUUCUUUUAGAUAUUUGCAUUCUUGCAAUAUAAAUGCAUUUGUUUAUAAAGUUGUUUUACCAGAACUUUGUACUUUUUUAGAAAGGUUAUUGCUCAGGACUAUGGUAGAGAACAGAUAUCAGAGGCUGUGCAGGGCGCGCCAUUUUACUUUUGUUAUUGAAAUAGCAAAUCAAAUAAAACAUUUUAUUAUGCUGAACGGUAA
Messenger RNA from Pseudophryne corroboree (corroboree frog), 3019 nucleotides. RefSeq names its product lateral signaling target protein 2 homolog. NCBI's taxonomy places the organism in Eukaryota, Metazoa, Chordata, Amphibia, Anura, Myobatrachidae. The transcript has 13 exons. The record is from RefSeq and is a predicted model, not a curated record. Gene Ontology annotation, molecular function: metal ion binding. Gene Ontology annotation, cellular component: early endosome membrane. Gene Ontology annotation, biological process: negative regulation of epidermal growth factor-activated receptor activity. The coding region runs from base 233 to 1972 and encodes 579 amino acids.